CGCCAUUAUUUUUGCGUCUCUGUGUUUUUCCUAUCCUCCGAGCGUGGUGUGGGGGGUUUUGUUAGGGCUUAUAGAUCUGAAAAAGAGAUGGGUGAGAGUAGGAUGACUGGGAAAGUGAAGUGGUUCAGUGACCAAAAGGGGUUUGGGUUCAUAACCCCAGAUGAGGGCGGCGAGGAUUUGUUUGUUCACCAGUCUUCGAUCCGGUCCGAGGGUUUCCGUAGCCUCGCUGAUGGUGAAGAGGUCGAGUUCGUUAUCGAGUCUUCUGAUGGUGGUCGCACCAAGGCUGUUGAUGUUACUGGCCCCAACGGGAACCCUGUUCGUGGCACCACGAGAUCCGGACGCGGUGGAGGCGGCGGCGGCGGCGGUGGUGGUGGUUGCUUUAAGUGUGGGGAGAUGGGACAUUUGGCAAGGGAUUGUGGACAAGGUGGCGGCGGUGGCGGAGGGAGAUACGGUGGAGGAGGAGGCGGCGGUGGUUCAGGGGCUUGUUAUAACUGUGGAGGCUCUGGGCAUUUCGCAAGGGAGUGUCCGAACAAUGGUCGUUAAGGCGGAGAGGGGUUUACUGUGUCUUUUCACAAUUCCUCUGACCCUUACUUUUUCCCCUUCGGUACUAUUUCUGUCGGUUUCGUUAUUAUCAAGUAUGGUUGGCUUUUUUAUGUCGUUUUGUUUUUGAAGAAGGAUUGUUCCUAGUCAGUUUGUGGGCUCUUGCUUCCUAUGUUAGGUUUUUUGGUGUUUGGAAAAAUGGUUGUAAUGGGACCUUUAGGGUCACAGUGGAGUGGAUUUAGAAUUGCUAAAUGAAAAUGGUGAAGAAAACAAUGAUGUUAAAACCUCUCACUGUCAUCAAGUGUUCAUACACAUAUAAUAUAAAUACAAGCUGGUUUGGUUCAAUAUC
Messenger RNA from Theobroma umbraticum, 889 nucleotides. RefSeq names its product glycine-rich protein 2B (gene GRP2B). Lineage: Eukaryota; Viridiplantae; Streptophyta; Magnoliopsida; Malvales; Malvaceae. Gene Ontology annotation, molecular function: zinc ion binding; nucleic acid binding. The record is from RefSeq and is a predicted model, not a curated record.